Molecule: messenger RNA, 4428 nt
Organism: Herpailurus yagouaroundi (jaguarundi)
Lineage: Eukaryota; Metazoa; Chordata; Mammalia; Carnivora; Felidae
Gene: PHKA2
Product: phosphorylase kinase regulatory subunit alpha 2
Exons: 30
Coding region: 372-3941 (1189 amino acids)
Biological process (GO): glycogen metabolic process
Cellular component (GO): phosphorylase kinase complex
Molecular function (GO): calmodulin binding
Source: RefSeq, a predicted model, not a curated record
GAAGGCAGAAAAGGCUCGACGGGGUCGUUGUCGUCUCACGUCCAGAGCCCAGUUCCCCGCGUCUCCCGUGUGGCAGCCCGGGACCCGCGGGCGUCGGGCGUGUGGCGGGCCUGGUCAAGGCGGGACCGCUUUAGCGCCAGCCCCCAUCACCGCCCCCACGCCUUCCAGAAGAGUGAAACUCUGGUUGGCUUGCUUUCCAAGCCUACUUUGCUUCUUCCAUUUUAAAAAGUCUCGACCUCCCACCGCCAGGCUCCAUCCCGAGAACAACGAGGCUGUGAGUGUUUGGGAACCAGGCCCAGUCGGCGGCCUCAGUCCGGGCGUCCCACCUCUGCACAACCCGUCGGGCGCCGGGGCUCGGGCAGCACGCGGAGAUGAGGAGCAGGAGCAAUUCCGGAGUCCGCUUGGAUGGAUACGCGCGGCUGGUACAGCAAACCAUCCUGUGCUACCAGAAUCCGGUCACAGGGCUGCUGUCAGCCAGUCACGAACAGAAGGACGCCUGGGUGCGGGAUAACAUCUACAGCAUUCUGGCCGUGUGGGGCCUGGGCAUGGCCUACCGCAAGAAUGCCGACCGCGAUGAGGACAAGGCCAAAGCCUACGAGCUGGAGCAGAACGUGGUGAAACUGAUGCGGGGUCUUCUCCAGUGCAUGAUGAGACAGGUACAUAAAGUGGAGAAGUUCAAGCACACUCAGAGUACCAAGGACAGCCUGCACGCCAAGUACAACACCGCCACCUGCAGCACCGUGGUGGGUGACGACCAGUGGGGCCACCUCCAGGUGGAUGCCACCUCCCUCUUCCUCCUGUUCCUGGCCCAGAUGACGGCCUCCGGUUUACGUAUUAUUUUCACCCUUGACGAGGUGGCCUUCAUACAGAAUCUUGUUUUUUACAUAGAAGCUGCAUAUAAAGUCGCUGAUUAUGGAAUGUGGGAGCGCGGAGAUAAGACUAAUCAGGGCAUUCCGGAAUUGAACGCAAGCUCUGUAGGAAUGGCUAAGGCAGCCCUUGAGGCAAUUGACGAACUGGACCUCUUUGGAGCCCAUGGAGGACGCAAGUCAGUGAUCCACGUGCUGCCUGAUGAUGUCGAACACUGCCAGUCUAUUCUGUUCUCCAUGCUGCCAAGAGCAUCAACGUCUAAGGAGAUUGACGCUGGACUUCUUUCCAUUAUCUCUUUCCCGGCCUUUGCAGUGGAAGAUAUGAACCUUGUGAAUGUGACCAAAAAUGAAAUUAUUUCCAAGCUCCAGGGGCGUUAUGGAUGCUGUCGCUUCCUUCGAGACGGUUAUAAAACCCCAAGAGAGGACCCAAACCGAUUGCAUUAUGACCCUGCUGAACUCAAGCUCUUUGAAAACAUUGAAUGUGAAUGGCCUGUGUUCUGGACAUAUUUCAUAAUAGAUGGGGUCUUCAACGGUGACGCCGUUCAGGUCCAAGAGUACCGAGAGGCCCUGGAGGGAAUAUUAAUCAGAGGCAAGAACGGGAUCCACCUGGUGCCAGAACUGUAUGCCAUCCCACCUAACAAGGUAGAUGAAGAGUAUAAGAACCCCCACACGGUGGACAGAGUUCCUCUGGGGAAGCUGCCCCAUCUGUGGGGUCAGUCCUUGUACAUCCUCAGCUCGCUAUUGGCAGAGGGAUUCCUUGCCACUGGAGAAAUUGAUCCCUUAAAUAGAAGAUUUUCCACUUCCGUCAAACCUGAUGUCGUAGUGCAAGUCACUGUUCUGGCAGAAAACAACCUCAUUAAGGACUUGUUGAGGAAACAUGGGGUAAACGUCCAGAGUAUUGCUGACAUUCAUCCAAUCCGAGUCCAGCCAGGCCGGAUUCUUAGUCACAUAUAUGCCAAGCUUGGACGGAACAAGAACAUGAAAUUGAGUGGGCGGCCAUAUCGGCACAUUGGCGUGCUUGGAACAUCUAAGCUAUAUGUGAUUAGGAACCAGAUCUUUACUUUUACACCCCAGUUUACCGACCAGCAUCAUUUCUACCUGGCCCUGGACAAUGAGAUGAUCGUGGAGAUGCUGAGGAUCGAACUGGCCUACCUGUGCACCUGCUGGCGGAUGACGGGCAGACCCACGCUCACCUUCCCCAUCACCCACACCAUGCUCACAAAUGAUGGUUCAGAUAUUCAUUCUGCAGUUCUUUCUACAAUUAGAAAACUAGAGGAUGGAUAUUUUGGAGGAGCCAGAGUAAAAUUAGGGAGCCUUUCGGAAUUUCUUACCACGUCUUUCUACACAUAUCUGACCUUCCUGGAUCCAGACUGUGAUGAGAAGUUGUUUAAUGAUGACAGCGAAGGGAGCUUCAGUCCUGAUUCCGACUUGGGAGGAUAUCUGGAAGAUACCUAUAAUCAAGUUACAGAAAGCGAGGAUGAACUUGACCAGUAUAUCAACCACCUCCUCCAAAGCACCUCCUCCAAGUGCUAUCUGCCCCCUCUUUCUAAGAAGACAGAAGACAGCCAUGUUUUCAGUGCCAUCCACUCCACUCGGGAUAUACUUUCCGUGAUGGCAAAAGCAAAGGGUUUGGAAAUUCCAUUUGUUCCCAUGACUUUGCCAACUAAAGUUCUAAGUACCCACCGUAAAUCACUAAAUCUUGUUGAUUCUCCUCAGCCACUCCUAAACAAGGCCCCCGAAGACGACUUCCAGUGGCCCAGAGAUGACCAUGGUGAUGUGGACUGUGACAAGCUGGUUGAGCAGCUGAAAGAUUGUUCAAACCUACAGGACCAAGCAGACAUUCUGUACAUUCUGUAUGUAAUAAAGGGCCCCAGCUGGGACACAAAUCUCUCCGGACAGCACGGGGUCACCGUUCACAACCUCCUCAGCGAGCUCUAUGGGAAAGCUGGCUUGAACCAGGAGUGGGGUUUGAUUCGCUACAUCUCUGGCCUGCUGAGGAAGAAAGUGGAGGUCCUGGCAGAGGUCAGAUCAAGUGCACUGGGGCAGUCCGUUUGUUCUUUGUGUCACCCCGAGCAGGGAGGCCUGCUACAGCAUCCUUUGCUACCCCCUCUUCAAGGCCCACCCGACUCUGCGUCACCAGCCCGAUGUCAGAGACGCUUAUGUUUGUUUGUAGGAGAAGAAGCUUCUGAAAGUUUGAUGAACCUCAGCCCUUUUGACAUGAAAAACCUUCUGCACCAUAUUCUGAGUGGAAAAGAAUUUGGCGUUGAAAGAAGCGUGCGACCCAUCCAUUCCUCCACAUCCAGCCCUGCCAUCUCCAUCCAUGAGGUGGGACACACGGGAGUCACCAAAACCGAGAGGAGUGGCAUUAACAGGCUGAGGAGCGAGAUGAAACAGAUGACUAGGCGAUUUAGUGCUGACGAACAGCUCUUUUCUGUGAGCCAGGCCGUGGCCAGCAGUGCACAUUCCUCCAAGUCUGCGAGAUCCAGCACCCCAUCCUCGCCCACUGGCACAUCAUCGUCAGACUCUGGCGGGCAUCACAUUGGCUGGGGGGAGCGGCAGGGCCAGUGGCUACGCAGGAGGAGGCUGGACGGAGCCAUCAACAGGGUCCCCGUGGGAUUCUACCAGAAGGUGUGGAAGAUCCUUCAGAAGUGCCAUGGUCUGUCCAUCGACGGUUAUGUGCUCCCGUCCUCGACGACAAGAGAGAUGACCCCACAGGAGAUCAAGUUCGCCGUGCACGUUGAGUCGGUGCUGAACCGCGUGCCGCAGCCCGAGUACCGGCAGCUGCUGGUGGAGGCCAUCAUGGUGCUGACGCUGCUCUCAGACACGGAGAUGAACAGCAUCGGGGGCAUCAUCCACGUGGACCAGAUCGUGCAGAUGGCCAACCAGCUGUUCCUACAGGACCAGAUGUCAAUUGGAGCCACGGAUACCCUGGAGAAAGACCAAGUCACAGGCAUUUGCCACUUCUUUUACGACAGCGCUCCGAGUGGGGCUUAUGGGACAAUGACCUACCUGACAAAGGCAGUGGCUUCCCAUUUGCAGGAACUGCUGCCCAAUUCAGGCUGCCAGAUGCAAUAGGGCCUCAGUGCCCUGAGUCUGUCCCUCGCUCCCUAGCCUCGUCGGGAACAUCCUGUUCUCCAAGAUUCCCGGUGUGGUCACAAAAGCACGUCCCAUCAGAAACCCUGGAAGCCACCGACCUAAAACCAGUGUGUGUCUAAGCCACAGAGCCGACGGAUCGUGUGUCCCCACAGGGAGCACCAUGGGGUCACUGUCUAGGUUCGCUUCCCUGUGACGUUUGCCAGAACAGACUCCAAGAGACUAGAUGAGGAGGAAUUAGAAACUGGUCUCUUUUGAGUGCAGUGUGAACGGAGAGGCCAGCUUAAAUUGGCUUUCACCGAGAGUUCCCGAAAGCAGUCAGGUGGUCAGAUAUGCUAGUGACACCUCCAAGGAUGGGAAGAUCUUUGAGCAGCGGGCGUCUGACGAGCGGACCUUGACAAGGGGGACAUCUUAACAGGAUGUGGCCUGUGGACCAAACUGUUUACCAAAUACAACUCUUUCUGUGCAA